GUGUGUCUUCACAUUCCUGAUUCGAGCUUCGUGUUGAUUCCUGUGUUGUCUUCUCAAAAUACAGAGAAAUACAUGACGACCUUCAGCCAUGCGAUUAAACUAUCCUUAAUAUUCCUGAUCCACACAGACAUGAGAGUAAUCAAGAUUGUGCCAGCAUGCCUCUCCAAGACAGAAAGUCUAGAGGACCAAACAGAUCACAUCCAAAACCUAAAGACAAGGAGCUUCUUGAUCUCAAGAGACUUUUAUCACUGAUCACAGCUCCAGUGUCCAAACAGGUUUCAUCUUUGAGUCAAUCCAAGGGACGGAAGUCUCAGAACUCCUCAAAUGUUCCCGACCACCGGAAAAACGGCACAAACAAUGAAGCAUCUGAGCUGGAUAACUUUAGUGUGACUUACAGAAACCAGAGAUGUUUUAGUGACCAGCCACAUCACACGCUGUUUCUGGACAUCUUCACUGCCUUGAUCAAUAACAGACUCGGUUGUAGCAACUGGCUGGAAAAGUCCUCCUCAGACAACGUUUUAAGAGUUCUGAACUGCUUGAGAUUGUUGAUCAGGGAUCCUCUUCACCAGAAAGUCUUCUUUGAACUGCAAGGUGCUGGGCAGCUCGCUAAGCACAUGGAGUCGGUUGCCACUGUGUAUCUAGAAUGCAGAGAACAGACGUUGGAAAUUGAGCAGCUGGUUGCAAUGACAUAUAUGUUUCAGAAGUUGUCUUCUGUUGAGGAACAAAGAAAGUGGAUUAUUCACUGUGGUGCACAUAAGACCCUCGUGAAGCUGCUCUCUACACGGGACAGUAGUGUAGUAUUAGGAGCUCUCCUGGCUCUCACCUCACUUGCUGAAAGUCAAGAAUGCAAAGAGAAGAUCGGAGAGCUGUCUGUUGUGGAGCAUAUUCUAGUUGUGUUACAAGAAUAUGACAUGUUAUCGAAAAGGUUGAGCGCGGAGCUGCUGAGGUUGCUGUGCUCCGUGCAGUGCAUCAGGGAGCAGGUGCGUCAGUGUGACGGGGUGCCGGUUCUGCUUAGCCUCCUGCACUCGGAGCACGUGAAGCUGCUGUGGAGCACGGUCUGGGUGCUCGUGCAGCUGUGUCAGGAUCCGGACACCAGCACUGAGAUCCGGGCGUGGGGCGGCGUGCAACAACUGCUGCGCAUCUUGCACGGAGAACGAGUGUACGUGUCUGAUCGCUCCACCAUAGACACGCUGUCCAGCGCCAAUGCGGCAGGCAGGAUACACAGACAGCACGUGUCAGUGGAGGUGAGCCCUCAAGAAACAGCGGAGAACACCAUCAAUCUGCAGGCAGCAUGCUGUGCAGCGAUCACCGAGCUUGUUUUGGAUGAUACGACAGCACAUAAUGUGGUGCAGGAGAACGGUGUGUACAUAAUUGGCAAACUGAUUUUGCCACAAAGCUUUAAAGAACCUCAAGCUAAAUCUCUACAGUGUUAUGCUUUCAGGGCCCUACGAUUCCUUUUUAGUAUGGAACGCAAUAGACAUCACUUUAAAAGACUGUUUUCUCCAGAGUUGUUUGAGAUGUUUAUCGAUGUCGGGCACUAUAUAAGAGACAUUACUGCAUAUGAACCACUGCAGGAGAAAAUCGCACUCUUAUCUGAGGAGGAGUUGGAUGUUCUCAGGGAAAGCAUAGAGACGGUGAACCAGAACCGACCUCCUUUGAGAGUGAUCAAUGGUUAUGCGGUUUUGGACCAUCUGGGCAGCGGUGCCUUUGGCAGCGUCUUUAAGGUCCGUAAGCAGAGCGGACAGAACGUUCUGGCACUGAAGGAGGUCAACUUUCACAAUCCGGCCUUUGGCAAGGACAAGCGAUCUAGAGACAGCAGCGUUGAGAAGAUUGUGUCAGAGCUGACCAUCAUUAAAGAACAGAUGUGUCAUCCAAACAUUGUAAAAUACUUCAAAACAUUUUUAGAAGCUGACAAACUCUACAUCGUGAUGGAGCUCAUAGAAGGAGCUCCACUGGCUGAACAUUUCAGUACUCUCAAAGAGAAAGGGCAGACAUUCACCGAGGAGAGAGUCUGGAACAUUUUCAUACAGAUCUGUCUGGCUUUGAGAUACUUACACAAGGAGAAACGGAUCAUCCACCGAGAUCUCACGCCAAAUAACAUCAUGCUUGGAGAGAGAGAUAAAGUCACUAUUACUGACUUUGGUCUCGCUAAACAGAAACAGGAGAACAGUAAGCUGACGUCAGUGGUCGGUACAAUACUGUACUGCUGUCCAGAGAUUGUGAAAAACGAGCCGUACGGUGAGAAGGCAGAUGUUUGGGCCGUGGGCUGCAUCCUCUAUCAGACGGUCACCCUCACACCUCCGUUCUACAGCGCAAACAUGCUCUCCCUCGCUACUAAGAUUGUGGAAGCGGUCUAUGAUCCAGUGGAAGACAAAACUGUCUCUGAGAGAGUGACUGACAUGAUUAAAUGGUGCUUGACUCCAAACGCAGACGAGCGUCCUGACAUCAUCGAGGUCAGUUCCAGAAUUUCUGAUAUAAUGAUGAAGUUUGUGGACAGUCUCUGUGCAUCCCAUAAUUCACUAGAGAGAAGGGCAGAGCGAGACAGGAAGAGAGCGCAGAAGUAUUUCCUGGAGAGCAACAAGACCAGGAUGUGCAUCCCACUGCAUCAGAGCGUUGGCCUCAAAGAACAAGAUGGUCAAGAUCAAUCACAGACUCAGAGCUUUGAAACUUCUACAUCUGUUUUAGCAAGUGGAGCAGAACAGAAGCAAAGUCAAGACAUGUCGCAGUGCAUUGUGAAGGGUUCUGAUGAACUGCUCUGUGGAGAUUGUCAAAAGUCAAAAGCACGACCAGCAUCAGCAGGAAUUUGUUUAUCUCAGAGGAAAGUUCGACAAAUCGAUGAUCCCAAUCAAAGGCUUCUUGAACUUCUGCAUAAGAUCAUAUUCAUAACUCAGCUCCCACCAGCUCCACAAAACAGCUUCAAGCAGCGGGCAAUCGAGCGCUUUAAGAAGCCGCUGUUCACGUACGGAAGUGAUCCAUACAAUCUGAAGGUGGAGCUCAAUAAGGUUCUUCAAGGGAGUCAGGAGCUGGUGGAGAUGUCAUCAGCAAGCAGGGAGUGGUGGUCCAUGAUUCAGUCUCUAAGUUCAGACCCAUCCGCUGCUGAAAAUCGGGAAUCCGGUUACUCCAGUCUUCAAGACGGGCUCACCUACGAGGAAAUACAGAGUAUGGUGGAGGACGUGCUGGAGGAGAACGGCUAUUACAGUGCUGCUCUGAGCAGAAACGAGCUGGAUUCAGGAACAGGAACGAGACGAACUCAAACCUCGUGACCUGCAGCACAUCAGUGAUUGACAGCUGUCAUGUCUGGAGACGCUCUGCAUCACAACAGCCUCUCAGGUCAAACGUGACACAUGCACAGACGACCUCGAAUCAUAAGCUGAUAAUGAGCAUCUAAAGAACACAUGCUGAUAUUUGAGUAGAUUGCAAUAGUCAAUGCACGCACACAGAUGAUUUACCUCAUAUGAAUCUGUGCACUUUAAUGUGUGUGAUCUUCCCUACCUUUUCUGGUCAUUCUUUUUUUUUUCUUUUUUUUUUGACAAAACAGACAUUUGAAUUAAUAUGUAGUUUUAAUAUAAAAAAAAGUAGUUUAGUUUUUCCUAACUAAAUAAAUUCUAGACAAUUUAUUGCUUCUACUCAGGACAUGUUAAAAUAGACAGAGGUACAUUUAACAAAAUUCAGAGCAUUUAUAUGUGAUGUGUGUGUGUAUUUGUGUGUGUGUGUAUUUAUAAUACCAUUGUUUGUCUUUCUAUGUUUUAUGCAUGUUCAGUGGGGUCCAAAAGUCUUGAGACCACAUUAAAACUCUGGGAUUUUUCCCCUUAAUCCUGUAAAUAAAAUGACAUUUAAAACAAAAAAUAAAUAUUUAGUAUUCUGCGCUAUUUCUAGGAUACUAAUCAAAUGUAAGACUACAAAAUUUGUCAUUACAGUUUAUAUUAAGUUAGAAGAUGCAUUGCUUUUUAACUAGUGGUGUCAGACUAUUGGACCCCCAUUUUUAUUGUUUUUUUGGUAACACUGCACAGUAAGGUCUCACUUAUUAACAUUAGUUAAUGCAUUAGCUAAAAUUACCUAACAAUACACAUAUGGAUAUACAGUAUGUGUCUGUGUAUAUAUAUUUAUUUAUAUAUAUAUAUAUAUAUGUUCAUUGUUAAUUUAUGUUUGCUAAUUUAACUAAUGCUAACAAAUGAAAAUCGUUUUUUUUUUUUUUUUAUGCAUAAACUUUUUUUAGCUCUUCAUCUCAUUUUUCACUUGGAUCUCAGGAAGACUGACGCACUUUACACACAUGUAUGUUUCUUGAUUAUGUUCCCUGUCCUGUGUUUUCCUGAAUAAGGACUUUUAGAAUUAAUUGCACAACAUGCAAAUUUUGGAAUUGCAUUAAAUACCCAAAUGACCAACUAAAUUUAGAUUGUGCAUUACACAACCAGAGCUUAGUAUGAUGGGUGAUGUAUCCCACAAUGCUAGUGCGCUCAAAUAUGAUGAAUAAACUGGAACAUCAACCAUU
This is a messenger RNA of Ctenopharyngodon idella (grass carp), 4489 nucleotides long. RefSeq names its product NIMA-related kinase 10 (gene nek10). Lineage: Eukaryota; Metazoa; Chordata; Actinopteri; Cypriniformes; Xenocyprididae. Gene Ontology annotation, molecular function: ATP binding; protein kinase activity; protein binding. The record is from RefSeq and is a predicted model, not a curated record. The transcript is spliced from 35 exons. The coding region runs from base 156 to 3263 and encodes 1035 amino acids. Gene Ontology annotation, biological process: protein phosphorylation.